AUGUGCAACUACAUGGACAAGAAACAAACAUUCUUCCUCUGAAAACAAAAAAAAAAAACAUACUCUAAGCAUAAUUUACUAAUAUCCCUGGCUGAAGCAUUCAUGAAAGUGUUUAUGAAGUGUUCUAACAAAUGCCCUUAGACAUCCUGGACUUGCACAACAUCCCAUUAGCUCAACCGGAUUUUGCACAGCUUCCAGUACAUUGCACUACAUGAGCAUAACAUUGCACACAUCUGCAUUUUUUUUCCCACAAACUUUUACCACUAAUCUUCAUUUAUAUAUUCUAUUCUUGUGUUUUAAAUAUACAUGUUUUCCUUUUCCUGCCCAAGUAGUUCUGUAAUUCUCUUCUCGGUCUAUUUUGAUUCUGUUUUUACGACGCAGAGAGUCGGAAAAGCUUUCGAACGCGUGUUGUACUGUGUAUGAUUGUCUAUGUGGCGAAUUUCAAUUUGAUAAAUGUAUAUAGGAUGCAUUGAAAUUCUUGUCACUAUAACACGUAGUUUAACACGAGACUAGGUUCAAAAUUCUGAAAAAUUAUCUCAAGUCAAACGUGCCGUCAUCUAGCGCCAGUUUAAACGUUCCUUAAGACGAAUGAAUAAAUUCUGCACCCUGUAGGUUUAGUGCUGCGUCCGAGACGAAAUCUUGUUUCUUAGUUUUAACUUAACCUUUAAAGUUCGAUCAUUAUCCUUGUAUCACAGUUAUUCGGCUUAGCAGUCAUUCAGUGCCAGCAAAGAUAAGUUUGUAACCAUAGCAGUUUGAAUGGAGUGAUACGUAUCACUGCAGUGGAACACGGACACUCGUCGCCUGUGCUGGGUGUAGCUGCACCUAGAUGGUGCAACAGAUGUAAAUAUUUAUCACAAAGAUGAACAUAGCUAAUGCUCACAUAGCAUAGCUAAAUUUAUUUGUUUUUUAAACACCCAGCUGGUGCAACUGACCGCUAAGUUUUAAGCAAAGCAUUUCAAAUUUUUGACCACUCGUUAUAAUACAGUCUUCACCAUUAGACUUAAAUGUAAAACCCAAGAUUCUUUCAGAAGUCACAUGGCAUCUGUCUGACAUCACAAGAAAUUUGAAUUGCCAGCGAAGAAAAGCUUAGCAAAACUCAGCGAGGCCCAACAGUACCGAAGCAAGAGACUUUUAUAUUGUAUUUUUAUGCAACAUUACUAUCUGCUGUAUUUUGUUAUGUAUUAUUUAAUUAUAUUGCGCAUGUCCUUAGUUUGUUUUUGAUUGUGGUCAUUGUUGCAAUGUAGGAAGAGGAACUAUGGCAAGCAUUUCACAUCAUUACAUCAUAUGUAUGUGACGUAAAUAAGCUUGCAUCUUAUAGUUGUACAAGUUAUUACAGUUGUUGACGUUAGCUUAUACACUCAGCCAGGUGCUUAGAAAUCCAAAUCUUUUUACAGGGUGCAGUUAAAUAUCACACAUGUUUUAUCACGUACGUACGCUGUUAGCAUGGAGCCGUUCUGUCCACACGAAUCCACUAGGUGAACCUCAACGUAAAACAAACUGGCAAGCGGCUUGAGCAUCAGGGAAUUCGGAUAGAGUUCGUGGGACAGAUCGAACUGUUCAGCGAUAAAAGCAACACCCACGAGUUUGUGAACCUGGUGAAGGAGCUUGCUCUUCCAGGAGAGCUGACCCAGAACCGCAGCUAUGACUUUGAGUUCAUGCAGGUGGAGAAGCCGUACGAGUCCUACGUUGGAGCUAACGUGCGACUGAGGUAUUUCCUCAAAGUAACCAUAGUGAGGAGGCUUUCUGAUUUGGUCAAGGAGUAUGACCUCAUUGUCCAUCAGCUUGCCACCUACCCAGAUGUCAACAAUUCCAUCAAGAUGGAAGUGGGCAUCGAAGACUGCCUACACAUAGAGUUUGAGUACAACAAAUCCAAAUACCAUCUAAAGGAUGUCAUUGUGGGCAAAAUCUACUUCCUACUGGUUCGGAUCAAAAUCCAACACAUGGAGCUUCAGUUAAUCAAGAAAGAAAUGACAGGAAUUGGACCGAGCACAACCACCGAGACAGAAACCGUGGCUAAGUACGAGAUUAUGGAUGGAGCGCCUGUGAAGGGCGAGUCCAUCCCCAUACGCCUCUUCCUGGCUGGUUAUGACCUCACAGCUACGAUGAGAGACGUAAACAAGAAGUUCUCUGUGAGGUACUUCCUAAAUCUGGUGCUGGUAGAUGAAGAGGACAGGAGAUACUUCAAACAGCAGGAGAUCGUUUUGUGGCGAAAAGCCCCCGAGAAGAUGAGAAAACGCCAAAACUUCCACCAGCGUUACGAGUCCCCCGAGUCACGGCCGAGCCUCUCUGCUGAACAGCCUGAAAUGUGAGCAAGCAGCCAGCCAUGGACACGUUUCCGCAUUGGCCAAUCGCAGGAGAGGAGAGCAAAUCCCACCGAACAUCUCCACCUCCACUCCUCGCAGCUUGCAGUGAUCGGCCAUGUCUGUGCCUGCCUUCGCUGUGUCCACACCGCCGUCCACAGCAACCAGUCUGUUAGCAUUUAUGGACUUCUUCCACACUAUAGAAAGCACUGGAACAGAAGCUACUAUGUCAAAUCCUGUAGUACAUUUUGGGGCUUGUACCCUACACUAGAAGAAGAUUUUUAAAGCACUUGCUAGUUUUUGAAGCUCCAGAUAGAUCAAAUGCCAUCCAGGAUAUAAAAGUAUAUAUAUUUUACUUGACUUCACUUUAGAAAGGAUACCACUGCAUGCUGGCUGGUUGAAACAAAUAUUGGGUUAUUAGAGGUGAAGGUUGACCGCAGGGGUCGUUUUUCAACAGUCCAGGAAUGAAACGUGUUCUGCUUCCGUGUACCCAGGCCACAAUGCCAUACCGAUUAUUGCAAUCACAAUAGUAUGUUAAGAAAAAACAAAAUACUAUUUAACUUAUUUAGCAUCUAAUCUCCUUUAGGCCAUUACUGCAGUAUAUAAAUUCUCCCUACUGUAAUUACUUUUUGGGGAAAAAAAGAAAAAUAUAUAUGUAUAGCAUUAAAAUAUUCUUUUUUUUUUUGCAUGAGGCUUUGGAUUUGAAACUUUUCAAUAUGAUUAGUUUUCUUCUAAGAUGGAUUUACCUGUUCAGCAAGGAAAAGGGUCUAACUGGUUAUGUUCAGAGUUAGCCACACAGAAUGCCACACUUAAAUAUCCUUUUUUUUAUUAUUAUUUAUCUUGUUGAUAUCACUCAAUCUCAUAACAGACAUAUGCAGACUGCACUGCUUUUCAUUUUAGAGUAUUAGUGGUUUCCCUUUUUUUUUUUUUUUUUUUGAAUACCACAUGCAGACAUUUCAUCCGUUUGUUUAAACAUACACUAGAUCAUACACUUAUGAUGAAAUGAGUCCUGUUUCUUUCAUGACAUGUUUAAGGUUCUGGUUUAACAAAGUGUUUAACAUCAAAUUUUCAUUCUGUUGCUAACAUACAACGUGCCGGUUUUCUCUAGGACGGUGAGAAGCUACAUUCCUUUGGAUGUGUAUUUACCAGCAUAUAAGCCAUUGGUUAAGAUAUGAACAAUAUUGACAUGUAUACAGUAAUAUAGGAAUGGCAUUUCCCACCUACAGUACAGGCUGCUGCAGUAAUGCAUCAUAAAUAAUAUAAGAACAGAGUGAAGCAGAUGAAAAAUUUGUUGUUAGUGGACCUUGAAAAAACUGUACAUAUCCAGCCUCAAUAUGUUUAUCUGUUAAAAUAAAAAUGCAAGUUUAUACUGGUAAA
Molecule: messenger RNA, 3677 nt
Organism: Tachysurus fulvidraco (yellow catfish)
Lineage: Eukaryota; Metazoa; Chordata; Actinopteri; Siluriformes; Bagridae
Gene: vps26a
Product: VPS26, retromer complex component A
Exons: 8
Coding region: 1656-2309 (217 amino acids)
Biological process (GO): intracellular protein transport; retrograde transport, endosome to Golgi
Cellular component (GO): retromer complex; endosome
Source: RefSeq, a predicted model, not a curated record